Messenger RNA from Penaeus indicus, 476 nucleotides. RefSeq lists its product as uncharacterized. Lineage: Eukaryota; Metazoa; Arthropoda; Malacostraca; Decapoda; Penaeidae. The record is from RefSeq and is a predicted model, not a curated record. Bases 135 to 476 code for a protein of 113 amino acids. The transcript is spliced from 3 exons.
UCUCUCUGCUUCUUUAACAAUGAGAAGUUGCAAAGAUGACAGUGUCUCGAGGAAGCCCGGAGGAGGUACACGUCGGCUGUGACGCUUACAAAGUUCUCACAUUUCUGCCUAUGCACUGAAACUCCUCUGUAAAGAUGCUAACUCUCCGAGCAUGUCUGGUGCUGGGAUCCGUCUUCCUCUUGUGCGAAGUCUCACUCGCGGCCAAGAAGCCUCAGAACCAAGAUGUUGUGCAGCUGACGGAGGCACUGACGGCGGCGCUCAAGGAAGUGGCGAAUGUGCGAUUCACCUGCCCUCCGCCAUUCACCCGGAUCGUCAAUGAGUGUUUUUACUUCAACCACAUCCACCCUAUGCUGACCUGGGACGACGCCCGCUACGUGUGCCAGAGUGCGGGAGGCGACCUGGCGGAGCCCGAGCAUUUCGGGGCCCUGUACCUGUUCCUUUACACUCAGAGAAGUGAGUCGGGAUAUCUGGAAUAA